AUGGCGCCCAACGGUCACGCGGCGCCAGGACGUCGCGAUACUCGUCAGUCUCAGUCUAGCUCUGUCCAAAAUUGGCUUGACAAGUAUGGAGACUCCGAGUAUCAAACAUGGCGCCAUGAGAACCCCAAAGAACAGCUCUCAUACGACGAUUGGAAGACUUCUGGACACGUCGACGGUCUGACAUUAUACUACGCAACCUUGCGCCUUUUCGAACAGUCUGAUUCUAGUGACGAGGAAGCUGGCUCGACUGAGGCGAAACCUCGUGCUCGCGUCGUCCGUGGUCAGUCGGUGCGCGAGCCAAAGAAGAAAGUGACGACAAAUGGGAAUAGACUGUCGCGUGCCGGUGCUCCGGCCACAUCAUCAGCAGUGACCAACUCUGAAGAUUUAAGUGCGUCUGGGAAGAAGAAGCGAAAAGCGCGAAAGAAGUACUUGUCCGAGGAAAUUGUGGCAUCAGAGGGCGAGAGUGAGCUAGAGGAGCCCGAUACAUUCAUUCCCACUACUAAGACUGCAACGCCAACAGCACCCAUCAUCACCAUCAAUGGGUCCCGCAAGUCUUCUGCACGCAAAGCUAGUAAAAGGAAGAUUCUUUCUGAUGAAAUAAUAUCGCCAGAAGAUGAAAUUGAUGAUCCUAUGGCGAUAGACGGGGUCGUGACUCCUGCAAUUGCAUCUCCUCUACCUGUUCGCUCUGCUCCCAAAGCUUCAAUUCCAGCGCACAACCCAGCGUCUCCCAAGAAGACAAUUCUCAAAUUAAGAAGAGCACCCAAGAAGAAAGUUCUAUCUGAGGAGACUGUGAUCGAUGAGGAUACGGACGAUGCGAAAGACCCAGCUCUAGCUGCAACACCCACUGUUUCGACGGUCGUAGAACCCAACAUCGGUGCCAGUACAGGCAAUAUCGCCGAUACCGAAUCAGACACCGAAUCAAACCCAGAUGCCACUAAUGCAUCGUCCGAACUAGCGGACGCAUCUGCUGCAUCUGCUAGGAGAGGACUGCGAACACGAAGGCCUGCUCAAAAGCGUCCUUACUUCCACGAUGCGCAGUUGUUCGAUGAGGUUGAACCUGAAGCGGUCGACGCCACCAGCUCUUCACCGCAUGCUCGAAGCAGAAGAGUCUCGGUCGGUUCUUUGGGCAAAGCUUAUGAUGUAGACGUAUCUGGACAGCUAGAUGAAGAAGUGAUCGCUCUCUUGCAAGACGAGCCUGAGUUAGACCGGUCAGAUCGGAGACCCAAGCACUUCAAGGGCAAAGGACGGGCCUGGAAAAAGGAGGGAUCGGACGAAGACGAGGAGUUUACGCUUGCGAGAAAGAAGGCCGCAAAGGCUGCAAAAGCAAAAGCAAAGGGCCAACCGGUAGGGCCGAAGAAAAGAGGGAGGCCGCGAAAGAGUGUGCUGUCUGAAGAUAUCAUCCGUGAUGAAUCGGACUUAGACGCGGUUGAGAAGGAGGGUGGUGUAAGCCAGACUGGAUUGCCUCCGCGUGCGAGUCCGGAAGGUUCAAAGAAGGUCAAAGCAAAACCGAGGAAGAUCGCAGUUUAUGAAGAGAUUAUCCAAGACGAUUCGGAGAGCGCCGCCGAGAAGGCGGUGGACAAUCAAAGUGUGGCUGCCGCUCCUGCACCGGCAGUGUCUACCCCUACGCCCAAGAAACGAGGACGGCCACGCAGGUCAGAUCAGAGUGUGACGUCCAAAUCGUCCACCCGUCGCACUGAGGAUGAGGAAGGAUCGCCUCGACAAUCUUAUACACCGCAGGGAACGCCGAACCCGAAAGGAAUACCAAAUAACACAAGCGCUUCACUAUCUUCGGUACAAGAAACGGAGAUGAAGGAAGGAAACGAAAGAAAUGAGGAAACAGAGCUCGGAAAGGGUGACGAAGUAGUGGUCGUCAAUCCCAUGGCGAAGAGCGUGAGCGGAGACGAGGAGCUUUGUGGGUACCCAGAGCCAAGCGACAGAUGA
This is a messenger RNA of Cucurbitaria berberidis CBS 394.84, 1941 nucleotides long. RefSeq lists its product as uncharacterized. Gene Ontology annotation, molecular function: DNA binding. The record is from RefSeq and is a predicted model, not a curated record. Bases 1 to 1941 code for a protein of 646 amino acids. Lineage: Eukaryota; Fungi; Ascomycota; Dothideomycetes; Pleosporales; Cucurbitariaceae. The transcript is spliced from 6 exons.